AUGUCAGGUCAGCGGCGGCUCUCUAUUAUACGGUGCAGCUUUCACGACGAUUGCAUUGACAUUGUGAACCGGCAGAUUAAAUUCGAGUAUGUCGUGUCCUGCAUAUAUAGGUCGAUGUCCAUAUACUUCAGGCGAAGAGAAUUGAGAAUGAAUCAUUUGGCAGAUUUCUUCAAUGAUCUGUCAGUAAAAGAGAAAGAACAAGCUGAUUGGUUCUUUCACUUGCAGUUAAAUCGACGGGCAGAAGUCAACCCCCCAAAGAAAUUGAGGCCCCGAAAGUAUAAAUGGGGAGAUGGUCUAAAUGCUAUGAAGUGCGCUCUUGUACUGGAAAAACACGUUUAUUGGCGCCUUUCACGCAUUUUUAAGCUGGCCACCGAGCGAAAUGAUCACCAACUCUGCAGGUAUCUCCAAAAUUACUACUUGUUUCCGCAAAUGCAGUCUGUCAAAGAGGUGGCGAACUACGUAGCCUGUCUGCGCCAACUGCCAACAAUGGAACCCGUUGUGGUAAACAACUACUUUUUAGAGCUCUUGAUUGAGAGCAAGAAGGAAUGA
Messenger RNA from Sorex fumeus (smoky shrew), 549 nucleotides. Its product is annotated as ferritin heavy chain-like. Gene Ontology annotation, biological process: iron ion transport; intracellular iron ion homeostasis. Lineage: Eukaryota; Metazoa; Chordata; Mammalia; Eulipotyphla; Soricidae. Gene Ontology annotation, molecular function: ferrous iron binding; ferric iron binding. The record is from RefSeq and is a predicted model, not a curated record. The coding region runs from base 1 to 549 and encodes 182 amino acids. Gene Ontology annotation, cellular component: cytoplasm. The transcript has a single exon.